AUGUCAGCGGUGUGGAUCAGGUCCUCUCUACUGAGGUCCAGGGCAACUCACCUCAGACAGCUCAGUGUGUUCUCUAGAAGGGCUGUGUUACAACCUCUACAGGUGGUCUCCUCACUACAGAAGACAUGGACACCUGGGAACCCAACCUGGUGCUGUAGAUCCCUCCAUGUGGACAGUCCCCCCCUGGUCCCAGGGCAGAGCUUCAGCUACGUCCAUGGGGCCUCCUCAGUGUCCCUGCUGGGCCAGACGGUGGGUCAGAGUUUGCAGGCGGCAGCUGACCGCUGGCCCCACAGAGAGGCCCUGGUGUUCCUGCAGGAUGGAGUCCGUAAGACCUUCUCCCAGUUUCAGGAAGAUGUUGACCAGGCCGCUGCAGGUCUCCUGGCCCUGGGUCUGAAGAGAGGGGACAGACUAGGAGUCUGGGGGCCCAACACAUACCACUGGAUCCUGUUUCAGUUCGCCACAGCCAAGGCCGGCAUCAUACUGGUGUCGAUAAACCCAGCCUAUCAGCUGAAGGAGCUGGAGUUCACCCUGGGGAAGGUGCAGUGUAAAGCUGUGGUGUGUCCCACCCAGUUUAAGACCCAGAGGUUCUGUGACAUGCUGAGACAGAUCUGCCCAGAGAUGGACACAGCAGAGUCAGGGGUCUUUAGGAGCUCCAGACUACCAGACCUGUGUAUGGUGAUUGUGACAGACAGCAGACAGACAGGGACUGUAGAUGUAGAGGAUGUGAUGCAGGCUGGAAGCAGACAGCACCACCAGGAGCUGCAGGACCUGCAGACCAAACUGUCCUUCGACGACCCCAUCAACAUACAGUUCACAUCCGGAACCACAGGAAAUCCUAAAGGUGCCACCCUCUCCCACCACAACAUCGUCAACAACGCCUAUUUUGUGGGUCUACGUCUGGGAUUCAACUGGAAGCCUAUAAGAGCGUGUGUUCCUGUUCCCCUGUACCACUGCAUGGGCUCAGUGAUCGGAGCGAUGUGCAUGGCACUGCAUGGCAUCACCCUGGUCUUCCCCUCUGCUGGGUACGACAGCCGUGCCAACCUGGAGGCCAUUCAGAAUGAAAGGUGUAAUUUCCUCUACGGAACUCCUACCAUGUACAUUGACAUGCUUGGACAGCCUGACCUACACAACUAUGACCUGUCAUCAGUUGAAUCUGGGUUUACUGGUGGGUCUCUUUGUCCUCCUGAAGUCAUGAGGAAACUCAAAACUGAUAUGAAUGUCAAGGAUAUGAUAAUAGGCUAUGGGACCACAGAGAACAGCCCUGUAACAUUCCUUGGUUUCCUGCGAGACAACGAGGAACUGAAGACCGAGACGGUGGGAUGUAUCCUAAACCACACAGAGGCGAAGGUGGUGGAUGUGUCCUCUGGAGAGGUGGUUCCUCUGGGGGAUCCAGGAGAGCUGCUGAUCAGAGCUUACUCUGUUAUGUUGGAGUACUGGGACGACCCAGACAAGACCAGUGAGGCCAUCACCAAAGACCGCUGGUACAGAACCGGUGACAUAGCCAGUCUCGACAGGUUUGGGUACUGCCGUAUAGUGGGACGUAUAAAGGACAUGAUCAUACGUGGAGGAGAGAACAUCUACCCUGCUGAGAUAGAGAAGUUCCUCCACACCCAUCCCAACGUACAGGAGGCCCAGGUGAUUGGUGUGAGAUAUGAGAGGUUGGACAGGUUUAUAACUUCUAUUUCUCACUUCAAGAUCCCCCACUAUGUGGUGUUUGUGGACAGCUAUCCACUGACUGCCUCUGGAAAGAUCCAGAAGAAUAAACUGAGGGAGGAGAUGGAGAAGAAGCUGGGUCUGUGAUGGACAGAGGGACCU
Molecule: messenger RNA, 1815 nt
Organism: Oncorhynchus gorbuscha (pink salmon)
Lineage: Eukaryota; Metazoa; Chordata; Actinopteri; Salmoniformes; Salmonidae
Product: medium-chain acyl-CoA ligase ACSF2, mitochondrial-like
Exons: 17
Coding region: 1-1800 (599 amino acids)
Biological process (GO): fatty acid metabolic process
Molecular function (GO): medium-chain fatty acid-CoA ligase activity
Source: RefSeq, a predicted model, not a curated record